Molecule: messenger RNA, 2250 nt
Organism: Lagopus muta (rock ptarmigan)
Lineage: Eukaryota; Metazoa; Chordata; Aves; Galliformes; Phasianidae
Gene: WASHC1
Product: WASH complex subunit 1
Exons: 11
Coding region: 181-1605 (474 amino acids)
Biological process (GO): endocytic recycling; Arp2/3 complex-mediated actin nucleation; exocytosis
Cellular component (GO): WASH complex; recycling endosome; early endosome
Molecular function (GO): actin binding; gamma-tubulin binding; alpha-tubulin binding
Source: RefSeq, a predicted model, not a curated record
GCUGGGCCGUGGGGUCGGGUCCGUGUUUGGGUUGCUUCCCACACGCGGGUUGAGUGUGUCCGAAGUGCCGGAUCUGGCACACUGCCGCGCGGCUCUGCCCUUUUAACGGCCGGGCUCGCAGAGUGGCGCGGGGUACCCGGGAGGGCCGAGCUGAGGCUCGGGGCUGUGCGUAGAGGCACAAUGACUACCGUGGCCCAGAAGCACUUUCUGGAAGGGCAGACAUAUUCCGUCCCCCUGAUCCAACCAGACUUGCGCAGAGAAGAGGCUGUUCAGCAGGUGGCAGAUGCACUUCAGUACCUGCAAAAGGUGUCAGGUGAUAUUUUCAACAGGAUCUCUCAGCGGGUGGAAACCAGCCGGGCACAGCUUCAGGCAAUCAGUGAGAGAGUCACGCUUGCACAAGCAAAGAUUGAGAAGAUCAAGGGCAGCAAGAAGGCUAUUAAGGUAUUUUCCAGUGCCAAGUAUCCUGCCCCUGAACGGCUGCAGGAGUACUGUUCGAUUUUUGCUGGUGCAGAAGACCCAGCUAAACAGAAAUGGCCAAGACACAAGAUCCAGAGCAAGCACAGAAUGCUGGAUGAAAAAUCCUUGCAGGAGAAGCUCAAGUACUUCCCAGUGUGUGUGAACACCAAAAUUCACCAGGAAGAUGAUGCAGAAGAAGGUCUUGGCAGCCUCCCAAGGAACAUCAGCUCUCUCAGCUCCCUGCUGCUCUUCAACACCACGGAGAACCUAUACAAGAAGUAUGUUUUCCUGGAUCCAUUAGCUGGAGCAGUGACCAAGACCCAUGUGGCUCUGGAAACAGAGACAGAAGAGAAGCUCUUUGAUGCUCCUCUCUCCAUCACUGAAAGGGGACAGCUGGACCGGCAGGUAGCUGAAAAUUACUUCUACGUGCCAGAUCUGGGCCAGGUCCCUGAGAUUGAUGUGCCAUCCUACCUGCCAGACCUGCCUGGUAUUGCUGCAGAUCUCAUGUACAGCGCUGACCUGGGCCCUGGCAUCGCACCAUCCGCUCCAAGCAGUGCUAUUCCAGAGCUACCCACUUUCAGCACUGAGUCAGUGGAGCCUUCACAAGCAGACCUUCAGGAUCCUGGGCUCUUGCCACCUCCCCCACCACCUCCUCCCCCACCUCCUCCUGUUACACCAACUAUUGUGCCUCCCCCACCACCCCUGCCACAACCUACAGCCCCCUCUGAACCAGCCCGGACAGCAAGUGAGGACAGCAGCAAGCCUGCAGCUUCAGUCCAGGGAGCCCCAAAGGAGGUGGUGAACCCCUCAACUGGGCGUGCCAGUCUCCUGGAAUCCAUUCGCCAGGCUGGGGGCAUUGGGAAGGCCAACCUCCGCAGCGUCAAAGAGAGGAAGCUGGAGAAGAAGAAGCAAAAGGAACAAGAACAAGUGAGAGCUACAGGACAAGGUGGAGAUCUGAUGUCAGACCUCUUCAACAAGCUGGUGCUGAGGCGCAAAGGUAUUUCAGGGAAAGGGCCGGGAGCCUCAGGAAACCCCGAUGCUCCUGGCAGUCCUGCUGGUGCCUUUGCUCGUAUAUCAGACUCGAUACCACCCCUCCCACCCCCACAGCAGCCCCCGGGUGAAGAGGAUGAGGAUGACUGGGAGUCAUAGAUGGUAGCAGUUGUGCAUCAGCAUGAAUCCCAGGACUCGAACUACGCACCUUUGAGUCACCAGUCUGGAAGGAUCUACAGAAGGUGGGCUCUGGCAUGGGAGGGCACCCUGUCAUUUCUUCUGGAAGAGGAGCAGCAGGAACUAACCACAACCAAAUUGUUACCAAUGAGGGAUUUUCUUCUGCUGUCUGCUGGUCUCCACCCCAAAUACUACAAUCCAGCUCAAAUCCUGCUGCAGCUCACAAUGAAUCAAUAAAUCCUGCCUUAGCUGGAGGGCAGGAGGGCAGCUUGCACUCAGAGGAUCAGAACAAGUAUUGUUCCUGAUUUAAAGGGCCCUUAGUCUUGCCUAAUGUGACUGGUGAUGACUGCAGGAGCAUUUCUGGCAGGCAAACAGUCCUUGCCUCAUUUGUCUCUGCUGUGUGCUUGCUGAAGCUCAUGUUUGUUUAGAUGUUGCAAGUUCUGAGUCCUUGAAGAUGAGGCUGGAUAGUGGUGAGUGAAUGAAAGUGGAAGGGAGAGUCUGUCUGACCCUUCACGGAAAAGUCUAAUUACUGGUGCCUCUGUACUUGAUGGUUUCUUUCUGUCCCUGCCUUAUGGCAAUUCUUUGGCUGUUGCUUUCUGAAAAAUUGCAAUAAAGCUCAAGGAAGGA